Molecule: messenger RNA, 452 nt
Organism: Astrephomene gubernaculifera
Lineage: Eukaryota; Viridiplantae; Chlorophyta; Chlorophyceae; Chlamydomonadales; Astrephomenaceae
Source: the annotation of a GenBank genome assembly
UGAGGGGCGGCGCAGAGGAGCGGCGCAUGAGGAGGGCACUGAGGGUGCGUGGGAGGGGUGUGGAAGGAGGAGUGGGGUGUAGGGGUGAAAAAAGAAAUUCCAAAGUGUGGUAUGAUAAUGAUACAAGUUGCUGACAAUCCCUGGUGGUUUUGGGGUGAGGGAGAGGGAGAGGAGUGGACGCAAGGGGGAAGGGGUGCACACGGAGGGAGGGGGACGAGGAGCUGCCCUGUGGGGUCCCCUUCGCCCAGCUCAAUGCAAGCUGGAGACGACGAGGAGGGUGGUGUGGAGGUGGAGGAGGACGGGUGGGACGUGGUGCAGGCGCCCUUCCUGCCGCCGCCUCCCUCGCAGCCGGACGAGGUGGAGCACUGGACCCGGGCCAUGUUCACUGAUGCCACCACCACCAGCGCGGGGGGCAGCAGCGGGAGCAGCGGGAGCAGGGCGCAUGGAGGGAC